Molecule: messenger RNA, 1299 nt
Organism: Pediculus humanus corporis (human body louse)
Lineage: Eukaryota; Metazoa; Arthropoda; Insecta; Psocodea; Pediculidae
Product: lachesin precursor, putative
Exons: 10
Coding region: 1-1299 (432 amino acids)
Cellular component (GO): neuron projection
Source: RefSeq, a predicted model, not a curated record
AUGGUUUUCGUUAUGCCUUUUCAUCCAUCAUCAAAUUCAAUAAACGUGUUUUUGUGUGUUUCAAACGUUCAAACCGGAAGUCAAAAUGCCGUUACAAGCGAUUUAGAUCCAGAUUUUACAAAUGCAAUAACAAACGUUACCGUACCCAUAGGUAGAGAAGCCAUAUUGUCUUGUUCCGUAUCGAAUCUCGGACACUUUAAGGUCGGAUGGUUGAAAGCAGAAGAUCAAACGAUAUUAACGCUACACAAUAAAGUCGUGACACAUAAUUCGAGAAUAAGCGUGACACACGAUAAUGCAAACACGUGGCAAUUAAGAAUAAGACAAGUUAAAGAAUCCGAUCGUGGUUGUUACAUGUGUCAAAUAAAUACAAACAAAAUGAAAAAACAAUUGGGAUGCGUCGACGUGCACGUACCGCCCGAUAUAAUUGACGAAGAAACAAGUUCGGAUGUGACGGUUAGAGAAGGUGAAAAUGCAACAUUAAUAUGCCGUGCCAAAGGUCAUCCCGUGCCUAGAAUUAUAUGGAAAAGAGAAGAUGGCGAUCAUUUAUUGUUUAAAUCAGGUCCAAGAGAAAUUAUAAAAGUUGAUUCGCAUCUUAGUGACACGUACAGUUUGACAAAAGUUAGCAGAACUCAAAUGGGUGCUUAUCUUUGUAUAGCAUCAAAUGACGUACCUCCGGCCGUUAGCAAAAGAGUCGUUUUAAAUAUUAAUUUUGCUCCAUCAAUAAAAAUUCCAAAUCAAUUACUCGGUGCUCCAUUGGGUACAAACGUUUUACUAGAAUGUCACGUUGAAGCAUUUCCAAAUACAAUUAAUUAUUGGAUGAAAAAUAGAGGUGAAAUGUUACUCAACGGGAAAAAACACAUAAUAGAAGAAGAAAAAAAUUUAUAUAAGGUUCAUUUAAAAUUAACCGUAUCGGAUUUUAAUAAAAACGAUUUGGGUACUUAUAUGUGCGUAUCGACAAAUUCAUUAGGUAGAGCGGAUGGAACGAUUCGUUUAUACGAAAUAAAAGUACCGACGAAAAUACCAACGACGACGACUACUACGACGAGCACAACGGAAAUUUCGUACACAUACACGGCAGUUGGAGCCAUCGAAGGAACAACAAUAGAAAAAAUCGUAGAAAUAAAAAGAAAAUUUAUUCAAUCACCGACAACAUUAGCAUCUUUAGGAUCUCUUAAAGAGGAAGGAACCAUAGGUCGUAGUAGUUCGACAUUGGAAAAAGAUUAUAACGAAAAAAUUAUUUUUCUAUCCAUUUCCGUCGAUCGCGUGCGGGAGUACACAUCCGGUACAAUUUUUUUUUGA